This is a messenger RNA of Leptomonas pyrrhocoris, 768 nucleotides long. RefSeq lists its product as hypothetical. The coding region runs from base 1 to 768 and encodes 255 amino acids. The transcript has a single exon. The record is from RefSeq and is a predicted model, not a curated record. NCBI's taxonomy places the organism in Eukaryota, Euglenozoa, Kinetoplastea, Trypanosomatida, Trypanosomatidae.
AUGGCGCUGCUGAACACCACGCUGCAGACGCUGGUGGUUCGGCUGCGGGACAUCUCCGGCAACGUCACACAGCAGAAGCUGCACAACCGCGUGUUUGACGCGUACGAGGCGAAGUCCCUCGCCUUUGAGGUGAUCACGCCUGCUCAACAAGCCGUGAUGCAGCAGUUUGGCGGGCGCAUCCCCCAACUGCACCCCAUUGGGCAGCCGCUGCUGGUGGACUCGUGGGCGGAGUUGGUGCAGCUUCACAAACCGGAAAACCAAUAUCAACUGAUGCCACGCAAGGCCCGCUCCAACGGAGCCUACGGCGUAUUGAAGGCCAUCUGCUGGAGCGCCGGGUCGCCCUUCACGAUGGAGAAUUGUCUCGAGCCGAUGGACUACAAGCUCGUCUUCAAAGCGGCACAGGAUCACGAGGUUCGCAACGAGUUCAACUUGAAGAACGCCGAUAAAGUCUCACAAACGAUUUUCUUAGAUGGGCUAAUGCAAUCACCAGCAGCGUCCGCGUUGCUGAUGUUUCAAAACUCCCUCACACCGGGGCAUGUGAACAGCUUAAUGGGAUGCCACCAAUUCCUUUCUUUCUUUAUGAAGCUGCCUGACGAUGGAGAUCGCCACCGGCAACUCAAAGAGAACUACAGGGCGCUGCUGGCAAACCCAACACACUUGUUUCUCGGCACCAACACCGUGCCAGGGCGCGAGCUACUGAACUACGCAAAGUCGAAGAACAUCUUUGUGUACGCGAAGAAAGGACUUGUUUAUCAGUAUGUCGUGUAA